AUGGGUAGUUACAGUGAUAACGAAGAUGAAUUUUUUGACGCCCGUGAGGCGUUUGCUUCAAUGUCUGACUCAGGCUCCGAUUGCUCCCCAAAAGACUGUUCUACCACUGUAUUCGACUAUGAUUAUUGGGUUGGGAAUCUGGAAGGUGUUGAAUCCCGUUGUGAUAAAUUCCUGAGAUUAAUGGGUUUAAAUUCUAAAUGGCUUGUAGCCAUCAUUGACUAUUUGGUCAAAUCAUUCGACUUCCAUGAAGAUGGUUUAGUAAGGAAUUUUAGUUCAUCUUCUCAUAGGUCAUCACGUAAAGAAGGUGAAACUGUUAAUUUGUUAGAUAUGAGGAAGAAAGUAAAGAAGAAUUGGCUCCAAAAGCUAAGUAUCGUGGCUAGAGUCACAGAUAAACAAGAGGAAUCAGUAACUUUGAAGCCCAAUAACACAAACUCAAAAACCAGUUCAGUUCCUAUACACACACAUAAAAAGAAAUCAAAAGAAUUAUCAUCUCUUUAUGCCACACAAGAGUUUUCAGCACAUAAUGGUUACAUCUCAAUUAUAAAUUUCAGUCAUGAUGGUAGAUACUCAGCAAGUGCUAGUGAAGAUUGUAUUAUCCGCAUUUGGAAAUUUUUUGAAGAUCAAGAUCCAUGGACAUGGUGGAGAAAUCUUGUCCCUUUCAUGUAUCUUCUAUCAUCUUCUGUGGAUAACACAGAUCGAAUGUGGAAAGUUGGACAUAAUGAAUGCGUGAAAAGUUUUACUCAUAAGAACUAUGUGACAAGUGUGGAGUUUAAUCCUGAAACUAAAAACGAGCCUCUUCUAGAAGAACUAUUAGAUAUUGGAAUUCAAGAGAAAGAAGGGAAAGCUGAACCUAAUUCAUUAGCCCAUAUCAAUGCAGAAUAG
Lactuca sativa (garden lettuce) is the source of this 882-nucleotide messenger RNA. RefSeq lists its product as uncharacterized. The record is from RefSeq and is a predicted model, not a curated record. Gene Ontology annotation, molecular function: protein binding. NCBI's taxonomy places the organism in Eukaryota, Viridiplantae, Streptophyta, Magnoliopsida, Asterales, Asteraceae.